Messenger RNA from Rhipicephalus sanguineus (brown dog tick), 4892 nucleotides. Its product is annotated as SUZ domain-containing protein 1. Bases 84 to 599 code for a protein of 171 amino acids. The record is from RefSeq and is a predicted model, not a curated record. Lineage: Eukaryota; Metazoa; Arthropoda; Arachnida; Ixodida; Ixodidae. The transcript has 4 exons.
GCUGGGCGCGCGGAGGGUGGUGUUGCCGCAAAAGGGCCAUAGACGUCGCGUCGGUCGCUUUAUUUUCAUUUUGUUACGCGGUUAUGGCAGACGACAUUUCGGAGGAUAUUUGCGACGACUGGGAGGAUAUGGUCGAAAAUGGCGUGCUGGAGAAGAAGUUGGAAAGGUUAAAGGUGAAAACAAACUCCGCAAACAGUAACAACGCGAAUCCUCCUGCAAGCGGCGGCGGUGUCGGCGAAGUAGCGGUGAUGCCGCGUGUGCUGCUCGAAGACAGUGUUCGGACGCAGUACACGCCAGCCGUGAAGAUUCUCAAGCGACCCCCGGACGCGAGCCGGUCUGGUGGGAACGUCAACGGCACCGGUUCCGAGAAGUCGCCCAACCGGCAGCCCGUCAAGAGCUUACAGCAGCGGGAAGCUGAGUACGCCGAGGCGAGGCUGCGGAUACUGGGUUCAGCUCGCAGCGAAGACGACGGCCAGAAAGACAAGUCGUCUGGUGUGAGUGUCUUGAACCACGUGAUGACCGACCAACAGCAGGUCCCCAUUCGGCAACCGCGGGGUCCCGACCAAGGAUCCAACGGCUUCCAACAGCCACGGAGGUAGCCCCGGCUUUGGACGCUGCUGUUUUUGGAUUCUCCACCGUGUGUGACCCUUGCUCCCCACCCCUCCUAUCACCAGCUUGCCGACAUUGUGUGCGCUUCACAUUAGUUAACUGCUGCUGCUGCCGCCUGUGGACUUUGCGUUUCAAGAGCGCGGGAACCUGCAAAAAUGAAGCAAAAGAAAAAAAAAGUUGACGCGGUCCCACUUCUCUUCACAUGUUUUGGUAUCGGUAAUCUCUUCAUUCUUUUGUUGUUGUUUUUCUUGACAUGUAUGCCCUGCAGAUUUCGUGUUCCCGAGUGGCUUGAAGCAGUAUGAGGUGUCAGCAAAGUCCCACACUGUGACUUGGUGUUGAAAGCAGGUGCGAGUAACUUGGUGCUGUUGCUACGAUAAGCUGCUUCUGGGUGCGGCGGUCAGCCCUUCCCGACGCUUGAUGAAGAGGCUUAAUGGCGAAAAGUGGUGGACUCAAACAUUGCUGCCACUAGAGCUUUUCAUCAGAGAGAGGGAACGUCCAGUUUAUUGAUUGCUGCAUGGAAGUACAAAGGCAGUGCAUUCUUGGGGUGGUCGCACGUACUUGCAGCAGUCCAGUCUGUAAAGAGGAGGUCUAUAAAGAGUUUUGUAAAGAAGAGGCCUUUGAAGAGGUCUAUAUGUAGUAAAGAAAUGAAAGAGCACGUUUGGGCAUGUUGGUAAGCCUCAGUAACUUUUUAGUGCACUAGGGAAACGGAUGAAAGGAACGGCAUAGGCACAGCACAUGAUUGUGCGGUUCCUUUUGUCCUGGGUUCUCUCGUGCUCUAAGUGUAGCUGUGGCAAAGAAAUGAUCCGAGAAUGCUGCUCAUUUGAUGUGCAGGGUAGCCCUUGCUGGGGCUAUCCAGUGGCACCUAUAGAUGCUGAAAGUCUUCCAUGCAGCCAGCUGUGCUUUUACUUGGUGGCUGUCAUACGACGAUGGUUCUUGACUGCGUCGAGGUACGCUGCCAUCAUCCAAUGGUGGAGUGGGUCUAGUGUUGUAGUUGAAGGGCUUUGCACAUGCAGCAUCCGAAAGAAGGCAAGAAUAUGCACCAGCUUGGCGAAAGUUCUCACGCACAUAUUUUUCUAAUCAAUUUCCUGGCACUAGGUGUUAUUGAAUGAGCAAGUGUGCAGUUCUUGCGUUUGUUUUUCUUCACAUUUCAGCAGAGACGGACAAACUUGGCAUCCAUCUUGAUGUUGGUGGAUGUGUAAAAAAAAAAAAAACGGAGCUUUGGAGCAAAAAUUGAUCACGUCCUGGGAUUCUUUUGCUACCUCCCAUAUUCUUUUCUCUUCUUAUGUUUUUAAUUUUUGUACCGGUGUCAACUGUGUGUUUGUAAUGCCUCUCGGUGUUAUUCUUGAUUGAAGCAUAUCGUUUGGUUGGCAUUUUGUUUUUUCCCCCUCCCAGUUCAUUUAGUGGGUGUGAAAACGGUGUUGCACGAUACUGCAUCUGUCAGUGUUAUACAUACCAUACGUGCGGACUUUGAUUCGAGGAUUAAUCUUGGAGCAGCACAUGGAGCGCUAGAAACGGAAGACAAGUUGUGGCAGACGGAAAGAAAGCUGUGGUGUGCCACUAAACUUUCGUCUCUAACUUGUGCUCUUUGCACUCCGUAAAAAAAUUGUUUCCUCUACGGGAUAAUGAAAGAAUACUUCAGUGUUGCAUGCUUCCACUUUACAUAAUGCGCUUCAUCCAUUUUAUGCAACAUGCCGCAUCGGAUACUGUUCCUAAGACGCGACUAAUCGUGCAACGAGACGAAAUGUGGACUCUGAUCACUAGACCGUACAAGCUGAAAUUAUGCUGCUGUCGUACAAACUGCAGAAAGUGAAGAUGAACACAUGCAUGCGUGUUAGUGAUGCCUAAAUUUACCUUCUUUCAUUCUGUGGCCAUUGUGCAGGUUUUGCAUCGUUAAAAAGGAAUAGCUUGCAAGAUUGAUGACAAUUGUUGGGUAGUAUUAACAUCAUACAGUGCACACGGUUUUUGAUAUUGCAAUGGGGUCAAACUGCUGCCACACCAGAAAUGUUAAUGACAUUCAAUGCCAUUAUUUUGAGACGAAUGGACAAGCGUCAUUAACAUCGUGUACAAUAUGUGCAGUCCAUGGUACAAGUCAUUUUGGAGUUUUUGCUUUCUGAAAACGAGCAGCGUAUGCUGUCUAAAUGCGAAAUGUUCAGUUUCAGGCAAUGUCUUUUACCUCAGAAGCAUUUUUUUUUGUUCUUACAAACACUUGUCGUGUGCUGUGGACAAAAUGCUGUCAUUUUUUUUUUAUUCCAGAAGUUCGUCACAGUUCAAUAACUGACUGUGCUUUGUCACGCAUUCAGUUUUCCUGGCAUAGUGCUCGGCAAGAACAUUUGUUGCAAGAUUACGCAUCCUACAUUAUACAGAUUUCUAGGAAUGUAAGUCUUUGCUAUGGCAAAGGACAUACAAUCUAUGAAGUUUAAGCACGACCCACUCGAUGGCAAUGAUUUCAUGUGCGGUCAAGAUCAAAUCUGCAUUUAUGAAAUGCAACUUGCGCAAUAGAACAUUGUUCCUGGCUUGGCAGCUGGCAAGAGCCUGUGUCGUCUUGUGAUUUUGCUGGUUCCUUGUGGUGGUUUGCGGCAGCGUCUCUUGGUAAAGGCUUGCCACUGUCCCACUUUAUGCUUGUCAGCGCACAAGUUUGCAUCGCUUUGCCAGGCAGUUGUGAAGAAAGUCUUUUCACAAUAGUAAACGACUUACUUGAGUAUUUACAAGGCAGUGUGCACAUUCGCAGCUGUUAACACAGGCAGAGUGUAGGCAGUGGGAAGAUUGUGUGUUUAAUGAAAUCUAGAAAUUUUGCAAAUGAAAAUUAUGGACACUAACGAAGUUGAAGAUAAAUCACAUUUUGGAUCUUGUAUGGUUUUCGUGUUCAUCAAGCAGCGAACAUGGUGUUGGUUUCCAAAAUGUCAAGUAAUUCUUUUUGACUAGAUCAGUGUUUGUGAUUUUCAUUUGUGGCAUGCUUUCUACCUAGCAAAGGUGAAUUUUCGCAGUAUUUUUUCUGUUGGUUUACAUUUAGUAAAGCCCAGUGUACUGGUUAAAGUGGUUCUUGAAAUGUGACCCUCAGAAAACAGCUAAAACUGGCUAAACGGACGAUAUUUGUAGCCAUGCAUGGUCAACGUUUGCCUAACAUGGUCCUGACAUUGCUGCGAAUGGCGAUGGAUGCCAGGGAUUAAGUCUACAUCAUUGACAUCUCCGUAUUUUCUCUCGUUUCACAUUGCAGCAGAAAGAAAAAAAACGACGUGUCAUCUUUUUCUGUGCAUGUGUUGCUGAAAAAUCGAGCUUUUGUUUAAAUCUUGCAUGUAGUGGAAUUUGCGUGGGGAUUGGGGUACCUACAGAUCGUACAACAUACUACACAGAAGAUAUAUAUAUAUAUUAUACACAUAUUAUAUAUAAUAUACAUAUAUGUAUGUUUACAUGUAUAUGUACAUAUAUACAAAUAUGAAUAUUGUUUCGAGCUGCCUGCCCUUGCAUUGCGUAAAAUAUGUGUAUGUGUACAUAUCCAUAGGUAAGUGUACAUACUGUAACGAUUAUUCUGAGUGGUGGAGUGCGAGGGAUAGUGCACCGUAUGCAUCACGUGUUUGCAUUUCUUUGUGAGUGUACCUGCAGAGCGUAGUUCACCCAGUCUCCAUAAUAUUUUAGAAAUUUUUCUUUGUGGACAUUGUAUUUUAGAAUUACUCUCCCUCUUGGUUUUCUUUUUUUUUCCUUAGAUGAAUAAGAAAGAAAAGCUUUGUUGUGGUAGGAAAUUCUACUUACAAAAGUGCAUGUGCUAGUGUGAGACAGCUUUUUUUUUUUUGAAGGUUUGUUUUUAUAGCUACCACCUUGGUAAGAGUUGGUGUGUGAGCGUAUAGUAUACUGCAGCGACUUAGCUGCUGCCGGCUUAGAACCUCCGAGCCAUUGCACGAACCGCGUAGCCAAACGGUCACAAAAUUGGUGCGUACAGAUGGGGCCUUGCCGACUCUAAAAUUGUGUUUGAAGUGUUCAGAUUCCAGUGCCAUUCCUGCAUUGUGCGCUGCGAUAUUGUUUUUAAUACAUUAAAGUGAAAAAUUUUGUUCGGAGAACAACGUGCGGGGUCCCGUUAAUCUGCGAUUGCGUUACAUCGAUAUCUCGCACGGCUCUGCAGUGUGGUGGCACCGCGAUUGGAGAGGAAUGGCCGCUGUAAGCUUUGCGAGAACUGCUUCCCUACUACAUCUUGUGUUCUGUACAGUGAGAGAUCAAAGAGAGGUUUAUGUGCAAGGUGUUUGUUACGGAGGAUGUGCACUUGUGUGACAUUUGUAUAAAGGCUUUCUUUU